CGACGGUUCGCAUUCGGUCCCGAGAGGCUAAUAAUUAAACAGUCGUGGAUUCUUGGGAUCGGGUUGGCUGGGAUAAGCCAUUGAGUUCUGUGGUGGAAGUUUGCGCUGACAUGAGCUAAGAUAGCUUGGGGCGAGGGAUGUCGGAUAUCGGCAUGUAGCUCACACGGGAAUGUCCAUGUUGAAGAGUAAUAACAUGACCGGCUGCUGCUCUUUUUAAUUUCGCUAAUAAAAGAAUUUUUUAUUCAUCACAGAUUGUGAAGAAGUAGUUCGUUUUGAAAGAGCCUGCAACAUGUUUCGCGAUUUAUUGCUUCUCACUUCGCUCUUCAGCUUCACCCUCGCCCAAAGUGGAGCUGAUCCCUACGCCCCAGUCUACACGACAUGUCCCUCCUCCCUCAAGAUCCGCAACGCAUCAGAUGGCCUAUCCGAUGAAGAGUCAUCAUGGCGCGAACAGCGCGCCAAGCAGAUAAUCCCUAAUCUCGAAGAUUACCUCAAACUCGCCAACAUCACCAAUUUCAACGUCUCGAACUAUAUAAACAAGCUCAAGAGUGACGAUGUUCCCAUCGUUGGGCUCUCCGUCUCGGGCGGAGGCACACAGUCUGGUCUUGGAGGACUGGGAGUCUGGCAGGCGUUUGAUGCUCGGUCUGCUAUCGCGAGGGCUGCGAGAACGGGCGGGUUGACGCAGCUUUUCUCGUACAUCACUGGUCUAUCCGGCGGAGGCGCUGUCACCGUUUCUCUACUGGCUGCAAAUAAUUUCACCACAACGGACGGCGUCAAAAAAGCCUCCAACUUCUCCCUCGAUUACUCAUCCGGUCCAGACGGCAAUCAAACAGCAUUCUUCACAACCAUCUUCGAAAACAUGGGCGCAAAAGAUGAAUCCGGCUUCCCCGUCUCCGUCGCAGAUACAUUCGGUCAAUUCUGGGGAACUUGGCUCCCCGAGGACAAAGUAUACAGCAACUACUCCGACAUCGCCUCCAAGAACACCGCCUUUACUCUCGGCGACGCACCAAUGCCAAUCGUAUGCUUCGCAGAAGUCAUUCCCGGAAAGUCUCCUGAAAUCGGAAAGUUGAUGUAUCCCGGCUUCAACGAAUCUGAACGCUUCAACUUGACUGCGUAUGAAGUUACACCCUUUGAGUUUGGAAGUUGGGUUGGUGGCCGCGUUCAGGCGUUUAUCCAGACGAAAUUCCUUGGUACUUCCAUGUCAGAGGGGAAACCGCAGAAUAAAAGUGAAUGUGUGCAGGGCUUUGAUAAACUCACGCUCAUGCAGGGCACGACUGCUAAUGCAUUCACUGCAUGGUUUAUCGAUUCAUUUUAUGGAAUUCCAGUUUUUGCGAAGCGGUGGCUGGAGAAGAGACAGAAGGUUAACCCGGAUAUUAACGACAUUCCUAUCCCGAAGGAUCAGUAUGAUAAUCCACUGGUUCAGCUUACGAACAUGACGGCGGAGUACUUUGACUUGACAUUCAAUGAGUCGUUGUGGGCGACAUAUCCGAAUCCGUUUGAGGAUUACAAUGAGGAUAUGAAGGGUGUUUCGGAGCUUCUUUUAGUUGAUGGGAGUCUUACUCUUGAGAGUAAUCCUUUGCGUCCGCUGAUCAUUCCUGAUCGCAAACUUGACUUAAUCAUUGUUUAUGAAGCAUCAUCUGAUGCGCCCAACUCUUGGGUCAACGGCACCAAUCUCAUCAAUACCGCCCUCACUGCAUCCCAAGGCAACAUCCCCUUCCCCAAAAUCCCCGACGUAAACACCAUCGUCGCCCAAAACCUCUCUUUCCAACCAACAUUCUUCGGCUGCAACGCCUCAUCCUCCACCCCCCUCCUUCUCUGGCUCCCCAACGCCCCGUGGACCGGCUACACCAACUACUCAUACGCCCAAACCCAAUUCACAACUAAUCAAGUCGACAUUGCUCUUGAAAACGCAUUCCAGGUAGCCACGUACGGUAAUGGUAGUGUCGAUGAGAAUUGGCCUGCUUGCUUAGCUUGUGCGGCUAUAAAGGGUUCGUUGAGAAGAUUGGAUAUUGAGAUGCCGAAACAAUGUGAGCAGUGCUUUGAGAGGCAUUGCUGGAAUGGCACGACGAGUGAUAGGAAGGCUACGGCGGGGGAUUUUAAUCUUACGCCGAGAUUGGAGCCGGAGCUGAGCUUUGCGAAGUGGAAUGCGAGUGAUUGGGAGAAGGAGGAGAGUACGGGAAGUGGAAGUGGAGGGGAUGAUUCGGCCGGUGUCAAGGUUGGGAAUAAUAUGGUUGGUCUGGUUUUGUCGCUGAUCGCGAUGGCUUACAUGCUGUAGUUGUACGUUGCAAUGCUGCGAAGCGAUAUCGGUUGUAGGCAGUUCAUUAGUGAGCGCGCGUAAUGGCAGAAUAAUGGAUUAAUUGCUUCAUUCGAUGUAGCAAGCGCGAGAUUUGAACAGAGUGGAUUGAAG
Molecule: messenger RNA, 2404 nt
Organism: Fusarium odoratissimum NRRL 54006
Lineage: Eukaryota; Fungi; Ascomycota; Sordariomycetes; Hypocreales; Nectriaceae
Exons: 5
Coding region: 290-2272 (660 amino acids)
Biological process (GO): glycerophospholipid catabolic process
Cellular component (GO): cytosol
Molecular function (GO): A2-type glycerophospholipase activity
Source: RefSeq, a predicted model, not a curated record